Molecule: messenger RNA, 699 nt
Organism: Peromyscus leucopus (white-footed mouse)
Lineage: Eukaryota; Metazoa; Chordata; Mammalia; Rodentia; Cricetidae
Product: 28S ribosomal protein S33, mitochondrial-like
Exons: 1
Coding region: 93-464 (123 amino acids)
Cellular component (GO): mitochondrion
Source: RefSeq, a predicted model, not a curated record
UAUUUGUUCUUUUUUUUUUUUAAUGUGAAAACAUUUUAUGGGCACGAGAGCAAGGUCAGACACAGGGAAUCUUGUUCCUUACUGCUUAAGACAUGGCUUCACUUUCAGAAUAUGCACUGCGUAUGUCUCGUCUGAGUGCCUGGAUCUUUGGUGAAGUGGCCAGACCUACUGAUUCGAAGUCCAUAAAAGUGGUGAAUAUGUUCAGUGAACAGCCCUUGGCCAAAAAGGAGACUUAUGACUGGUAUCCAAAUCACAACACAUAUUUUGCGCUCACGGGCACACUUCGUUUCCUUGGCCUUUACAAAGAUGAGCAUCAGGAUUUUAAGGAUGAAAAAAGAUGUCUAAAGAAGCUCCGUGGAAAGGGGAAACCAAGGAAAGGAAAAGAGAAAAGAGCUAAAAAAGAACUAAGAAAGUGUAUCUCAUUAACUUUUCACACAUUAGCGGAAGGUGACCUUCCUCAGUAGACAUCAACCUCAUAUUUGCAUCCACUUCAGUUAAGCUGUGACUGGCUUCUUGAAGAUACUCUAAUUCUUCAAAAUUAUAUUUACAUUGGUUUUGUAAUCUGAAGUUCACCUACUUCUCUAAUGGAAUGAAUAAACUGUUGUUUAGCAAUUUGUUUAAAAAAACAUUAUGUACAACUGUAGGAGAAAUAAUGCACAAAUAGCUUGAACAUAAGAACAGGUUAUAAUUUAAAAGUCC